Molecule: messenger RNA, 939 nt
Organism: Hippopotamus amphibius kiboko
Lineage: Eukaryota; Metazoa; Chordata; Mammalia; Artiodactyla; Hippopotamidae
Gene: TAS2R7
Product: taste 2 receptor member 7
Exons: 1
Coding region: 1-939 (312 amino acids)
Biological process (GO): sensory perception of taste; detection of chemical stimulus involved in sensory perception of bitter taste; G protein-coupled receptor signaling pathway
Cellular component (GO): membrane
Molecular function (GO): bitter taste receptor activity; G protein-coupled receptor activity
Source: RefSeq, a predicted model, not a curated record
AUGCCUGGUGAAGUGGAGGGCACCUUAAUGCUCAUAGCAGCUGGGGAAUUUUCACUGGGGAUCUUAGGGAAUGCAUUCAUUGGACUGGUAAACUGCGUGGACUGGAUCAAGCACAGGAAGAUCGCCUCCAUCGAUUUAAUCCUCACAAGUCUGGCCAUAUCCAGAAUUACUCUAUUAUGUGUAAUACUAUUAGAUUGUUUCAUAUUGGUGCUGUAUCCAGAUGUCUACGCUGCCGGUAAACAGAUGAGAAUCAUUGACUACUUCUGGACACUAACCAACCAUUUAAGUGUCUGGUUUGCCACCUGCCUCAGCAUUUUCUAUUUCCUCAAAAUAGCUAAUUUCUUACAUCCCACUUUCCUCUGGAUGAAGUGGAGAAUUGACAGUGCAAUUCCUGUGAUCCUGCUGGGGUGCUUGGCCCUCUCUGUGUUCAUCAGCCUUCCUGUCAUUGAGAAUUUGAAUGAUGAUUUUAGGCGUUGUGUGAAGACGAAGUUGAAAACAAACUUAACUUUGAGAUGCAGAGUAAAUAAAGCUCAGUAUGCUUCCAUCAAGAUAUGUGUCAACCUGUUGACACUAUUCCCCUUUUCUGUGUCCCUGAUCGCAUUUCUCCUCUUGAUUCUCUCCCUGUGGAGACACACCAGGCGAAUGCGGCUCCAUGCCACAGGGUGCAGAGACCCCAGCAUCAAAGCCCACGUAGGAGCCAUGAAGGCGGUCAUCUCCUUCCUCCUCCUCUUCAUUGCCUACUACUUGGCCUACCUUGUAGCCACCUCCAGCUACUUUAUGCCAGAGACUGAAUUAGCUGUGAUGGUUGGUGAGUUGAUAGCUCUAAUCUAUCCCUCAAGCCAUUCACUUAUCCUGAUUCUAGAGAACAAGAAAUUAAGACAAGCCUCUCUAAGGUUGCUAUGGAAAGUAAAGCAUAUCCUACAAAGAAGGAAUUGCUAA